GAUCUUCAUGGAGAAAUACCACAGGGGUCCAAACUUAUUCGUUAAUUGGUGGGGGAGGAGCGUCGGGCCGUCGGCGGGUGUAAUAGCAAUAUUUUAAUGAUUGAAAAAACAUACUCUUCACUUUCCAGAUGAUAAGAAUGAAUUUCUCUUGGAGGCCUACAUGUUUAACGAAUAAGCGCUGUAGAUUUUUGCCAAAAGAGGUUAUCUCUAUGAUUUUGGCUUGACUCUUCAAAUCGGCAUCUAAAAGUAGACGGAACAUUCAUUCUGCUCGAUCGAUGGUAGAAUAAUUUUCCGUGUCUGAAGAUCUGGUGACGGUAUUUUUUAUUUAAAAAAUACUGUGCUGGCUGGUGCCUUAAUUCAUCAAGCAGAAAUCAACAGACCAGGAGUAAUUGUCUUAUGCAUCAAGUUAUUGUAAUAUUAAUGCAGUGCUGUAACGUUAGGACGAUAAAACUAAUUGCAUCAUGGAUAUUGUACUGAAUGUAUUGGAUGCCAAUCUUCUCACACCAUACAACAUCUACCCAGAAACAUGGUCAGAGGACUACUGGCUUAGGCAGGCCCUAAGCCUGUUUGUAGUUGUCAAUCUUGGAGGUGCUAUCCUGUAUUUUCUAUUGGCUGGCUUGAGUUAUCUCUUCAUCUUUGAUCAAAGACUGAUGCAGCAUCCGAAAAUUCUGAAGAAUCAAAUCAGAAAAGAGAUCAUGUACACACUGUGGUCUAUUCCUUUCAUGGGCAUCCUCACAGUAGUCAUGUUUAUGCUAGAGGUCAGAGGUUAUAGUCAACUAUACGACAGCUUUAGUGAGAGUCAACUUGGAUGGUUUCGUUUGCCGUUGGAAGUGAUGUCCUUUCUGUUCUUCACCGACAUGUGUAUCUACUGGAUCCAUCGCUGGCUUCACCACCCCUUCGUCUACAAACACCUUCACAAGAACCAUCACAUGUGGAAAGUUCCCACUCCGUUUGCUAGCCACGCGUUCCACCCCAUUGACGGGUUCCUGCAGAGCUUCCCAUACCACAUGUACCCGUUCUUCUUCCCGCUUCACAAAGGGGUGUACCUGACCAUGUUUGUCUUCGUCAACUUUUGGACAGUGAGCAUCCACGAUGGCGAUUACCGCGUCCCAGAAACCAUGAAGCCGUACAUCAAUGGUUCGGCCCACCAUACGGAUCAUCAUCUCUUCUACAAUUACAAUUACGGUCAGUUCUUCACCUUGUGGGAUAGGCUUGGAGGCUCCUUCAGGAAUCCCUCUGCCUUCGAAGGUAAUGGUCCUCUGGAAGAUGUCAUCAAGAUGGCUAGUAAUGGCUCUCUUUCGUGUCAGACCAAGGCAAAAUCAGAGAAUCCAAGUUUGAAUUGUGAAUCCAAUGGUUACAACCUCAGAAAGCGCUAAGCGAUCACUUAACUGAUUCAUGAUAGACAUUUUGAUGAGCUAAAUCGUUCUGCUUUUUUUUUCACUUAUUGAAGCUGUAUUAUAUCUAAUUGAUACAUGUAUGUCACACUCUCAAGGAUGUUCCUGGAGGACUUGACUUUGGUUUUGGGUCUCUUUACAAAGUGUUUUGAAAUGCCAAAUAAGAAAAACAACUUGAGUAAGCCUGAGUCGAAUCGAUUUUAAAAUCGAUGUUCGAUCGAUGUCAUCGAACGCCGGUGCAGAUUUUGCAAAAUCGAUGCAUCGAAAAAAAAAAAAAAAAUACGUCGGCCGGCCGAUUCAUUUGGUUCACACAAUCAGACAUCAAAAUAAACAGUAAUAUCCAACUUGACUACUACUUACUUCAUUUAUAUUGCCCCCAAAAUGAAACCGAUUGUGUAAUUAUGAUGCCUAUUCACCAUUAAUUUGAAGUUUAUUUCGAUCAUAGUUCGAGUCUUGCUCGUCUGCCCGGCUCGUCUGCUCGUGCCAAGAUAAUUUAUGCACGAUGAAUUUAUGAAUGGAGGAAGUCGCCAUUCAUCGUGCAUGCGCAGUACCGUACUGUCAAUCAUAUCAGAAAAUGGCCGGAAAAUUGAUGCGAUCAACGUAAAGUAUAUCUUGCUUUUCAUGAACAAUAUUAAUAUCAUGACCAUAGAACAUGAUUUAAUCGUAAUAUUUAACAAUAAUUUGCAUAUGAUAAUCAUUAAUAUGAACUUAGAGCUUGAUGUGAAACGUUUGUAUUUCGUUUAAAUUUUCAAUGGCGGACAUCACAUGACGAUCGACUUGAGUGAGUGCACUUGUCUAAAAAAAUAAUUAUCACGUUAGGAUUGAUUAUCGAACAUUGUCAACAUGUAGAAACUCUUUUGAAGAUCGUAAUAUCACCAUAUAAUAAUAUUUUACAUGACAAAACAGAGAAAAAUUACGUUUGAUUUUUUUCCCAUCAAUAUGAAGCUUGUUUGUGCCCAACUUUGGGCUCUGAUUUCAUGAAUGGAAAAUAUGUCAGACGUCAUCGAACGCGCAUGCGCAUUGUGCUUCUUUUCUCGGAGCCGGAGCUCGGAGACGUCCAGAGAUGGAAUAAAAAAUAAAAAUAAUGCCAGUAUAAUACUAUUAAUUCUUCCAUAUGAACAUAACAUACUUUGCUGACAUCGUCAAUUCUUUUAGUAUGGCCAUAAGAUCUUAUUAAAUCGUAGUUAUUUAAAAUCCAAUAAUAAUUUAUAUGAAUUUAGAGCUCGAUCCAAGAAUUCGUAUUUAUUUCGAUCACAAAGCUCUUGUGUCUAAAAAAAAUGGAUUAUCAUUAUCAGGAUUAAAUCUCGAACAUCGCCAGAACUCAUAUUCCACAAUCUUUCCUCACAAUCGUUAUAUCAGCAUUGAAUACCAAUUCAAAUGACCAUCCAGAGAAAAUUACGUAUUUAUUCCCAUCAAUUUAUUUGGAGCUAAUUUUGGAUCUAACUACCCCGCCAACUACACAAUCUCAGGCAAGUUACAACGCUCUCCCCGCUGUUUGCACUUGUUAGAUGGCGCUGGCAAGCACGCCUGUCGUUUCGGGAGAGUGAGUGUACGGGGCUGGUGUGUGCGAGUCUGGACUGCGAAUGCUAGUUGACCGAAAAUCAUUCGGAUCGACUCUGCGUGAUUCAUGUCUUUAAUAUUGUUUCAUUUUAAACUUAUAUCUUAUCAUCUGCAAAUAUCAUUGUUGAAGAUAUUUUGGGAAGAAUUCUGCAUUGCUCCCCGGCCUUUUUUGUGUUUUGUGAUCAUGGGAAAUACAAACGAACUUUGCUCUGUCAUUUGCUUUUGCAACGCUCACCCGGCCAGCGCAGACCGUCAUGUGCAUGUAGUGCAUGCAUAGCGCAUGCAUCGACGGCCGGCCGGAGCCAAAAAAAGACUUGAUUUUCCCCGCCUUCAAAUUUCGAUGCAUCGAUGUUCGAUCGAAUUAAAGCUGUCGAACACCGGUUUUCAAAAUAAUCGAUAUGACUCAGGCUUAAACUUGAGCCAUCUUCAAAUCUUCUUUCUGGCAACAUACAUUUUGUGGAAAUUGUUCAUAAAUGUUCUGUUGAUUAUGCAAUAUUGUUAAUAUAUGGAUAUUAAAUGAAUAUUUUGAUGAAUAUUUUGAAAUGCAAAAACAAUAAUUCCUCAGUUGUUUGUCCUGAAUACAUCAUGUAUAUGAAUAAAAUUCAAGCUAAGUUAUGUAUAGAUAUAUACGUGAACAUAGAUGUGGUUGUAUAAAAAUGAGACAUACAUAACUGACCAGGCAAAAAUAAAAACUUUUCACAACUUAGUACUGCCUAAAUCUGCAACUUAGGAUAAGCUUUACCCUUGCAAUGAAUGUGGAUUUCCAGGGCUCCUUUUUUUUAGUCUCCAGGGCUAUUUUGAGAAUUUUGGGGGCUAAUUCGCCCCCAGCCCCUGUGUAAUUGUCUCCCUGUAACUGACAGAAUUUACACACACACACACACGCUCCCUUGCACACAAAGAAAGGGGGUAAAUAAUGAAAUCUCCCAAAUGAAUUGUGUAAAUUUGUAAGGACUCAACAUCUGCAUAGAUAAAAUGUUAGUUUAAAGCAUUCACAAGAGCUAUAUACAAUGUAUAAGCUAAGAACAUGCCAUGAGGGCUACACCUUCGCAAUAGUUUAAUUGUCGAAUCAUGCCAAAAUUGUUUGCUAUGGCAAAUUUCAGGGUAGCUGAUCAAACUUUUUCAUUUAUUUGUGAAAAUCCUAAUUUCAUUUGCUCUGUCCAGUCAGUCCGCAAGCCCUGAAAAAGUAGCUUCUUUUAUCCAAGUGAUAUUCAUGACAAGAGGGUUUUUGCAUAGUUAAUGAGCUUGGUGCGAACCAAAACACCUCUUUUUAUUCGGCCAUUGCUGCUCUAAAUAUUGACCAAAUUUCAUGUUUUUGGUAUCUUUGUAAAGAAGAAGAAUCAUUCUUUUAGGUCAUGUGUUUGGAUUUUUAAAAAAAUGUUGUAAUAUAGGAAAAACUUUUGAUCUAAAACAUGAAACAAAAUAUUUUUUUUCAUGCAACAAAAGUUGUUGUUUUCACACUUAAUUUCUGUUUAGGCACAAAUGAUUUUUAAAUCAUGAUAAAGCUGAAGAUUUAAGCUUUAAUAUGAUAUAAUUUUUAUAAGAAGAUGUAUUUUAGAUGGGUCAGCAGCCAGCUUUUCAUAGGCCAAGUACAUUUUGCAGCUCAAAAACAAGAAUACUGCACUCUGAUUGGUCAUAGACCACACACCCACGCAAAUUCCAAUGUUCCCCACACUGGGCCUCUGCAAGGUCACACUCACCGUGUGGUAAUCUCUUCAAAUUACCCGCGCCUGUUUGUUUUGAAAACAGUAUUCAGCCAAUCAGAACUCUGAAUUUUAUGUUACUCAGAAAUUUCAGAAAUCUCGUCUUGCAUCUUGAUGGAUAUAACUGGCUGCUGACCCAUCUAAAAGAUGCCACAUAUCAAGAGUGACAUUGUAAGGAAGUAUAGAGUUUGAGCUUUCUGAUGAUAUAAAUAAUGUUGGUGCCUAAAACACAAAAUGUUGCACAAUUUGCAAGUGAAAACAGAGGAAGAAAAUUCUGUUUGAUGCAUCUUUUCAGGUAAAAAAUUCACUUAUUUAUCAAAAUAUUUCAUUCAAAAGAAAUGACCAAUAUAAAAGGGUAACAUUUACUCUUGCCCAUGGUACAAAAAUAAUCAAUAUUACUCAAGGAAAAAGUGGUUAAAUUCUUUGAGAAAGAAAGUCUCACAAUUCACGAGAUUUUGCAGGGACAUGAAUUCAGCCACGAGAGGACUUGGAUAAAUCUUGCUCAUUUGCUCAUUAACACAGGGGAUUGCGGACUGACUGUGUCAUUUUCAAUCGUUAGUAUACAGGUGCAUAUGUACAUUGUGCUAUGCAGUGUGUCUUUACUGUUUAUCUGUCAAAUUGUUAAAGACCCGACUUUUGGACUUACUUGGCUACACAGACAUAAAAGCAAAUAGAUAACGAUGUUUGUGUACUCACCGUUAUCAAGAAAAGAAAACUUUAUAUAUAAGCUCCUACUUGUAUAUAAAUGUCCAUAUUGGCAGAUAUUUAAAACCUUGCUUGAUACAAAUGCACACAUGUAGCAUAAUAAAGUAAACAGUAUUGUAGAUAUUGAAUUAAUAGAUUAUUUACAUGUAAAUGCAUCGUAGUAUUGCAUUAUCGUUAUUAUAAUUAGUAUUAUGAAAAAUGGUCUGACAUGGUGUGUGAUGACUUUGAUUUCUCUGUGCUGCUUCACUCGCAAAGGAUUGAAAAUCCGAAGAGCCUGUGACAGCAAAGUAUUUACACUUUUGUGUGAUGUAAAAUGAUCUAUUUAUAGUAUAUGUCUUUUGUUACACAAGUUUUGGUUUAUUUUGCUUUGUAAGUGAGAUUAGUUGUCUUCAAUACAAUCAAUUACGAAUGAUUUUUCCUUAUUAUAUCUUUCCUUACUGAAGGAACUCCUCACCAAAGCAGUUUGUUUUUAAUAUUCCUAUCAGUCCUGUGUAAGGGAGAAGUCACACCAUUUGCAUUUUAAAGAACCUACUUUGUUCAAAAAUAGUAGGGAAUUUUUUCCCAGUGAAGUACAUGUAGUUAUCAUUUUUUAUUUACUCCAUUCACUUUGUUUUUCAUUCCAUAGAUCAUAUAGAUAAAAUGAAGAAAACAAGUCCUACCAUUUAGCAUUCUUUUAAUAUUCAGAAAUAUUGUGUUGGUAGUGUUGUUAAACCUCGAUCAAUUUAUCAAUCUCUCAAUCAGUUGGUACAGAAUACAUCCAUGGUCCCGUAUCACCAAGGUUAGCGAUUAAUGGUACGCUUGAUUUUUACGAUUGAUUGUACAUUGUAGUCAAUGGCAUCAAUCAUAGAAAAAUGUUCUAAGAUCAUUGCUAAGCUUUGUUGUAUGGGCCACAUGAAUGCACUCAAAAUAUAACCUUUGUCCAUCAAGUGACUAAUUGUA
Molecule: messenger RNA, 6298 nt
Organism: Lytechinus pictus (painted urchin)
Lineage: Eukaryota; Metazoa; Echinodermata; Echinoidea; Temnopleuroida; Toxopneustidae
Product: lathosterol oxidase-like
Exons: 4
Coding region: 462-1376 (304 amino acids)
Cellular component (GO): membrane
Molecular function (GO): C-5 sterol desaturase activity; iron ion binding
Source: RefSeq, a predicted model, not a curated record